This is a messenger RNA of Humulus lupulus (European hop), 1704 nucleotides long. RefSeq names its product endoglucanase 1-like. Gene Ontology annotation, molecular function: hydrolase activity, hydrolyzing O-glycosyl compounds. The record is from RefSeq and is a predicted model, not a curated record. The coding region runs from base 58 to 1554 and encodes 498 amino acids. The transcript has 7 exons. Gene Ontology annotation, biological process: carbohydrate metabolic process. NCBI's taxonomy places the organism in Eukaryota, Viridiplantae, Streptophyta, Magnoliopsida, Rosales, Cannabaceae.
AUAGAGCUACACACCUUUCUCUAAGGCCUUUUAGCUGCAUUGGUACACUAAAAGAAAAUGAAACCCUCUUCAAAAUUCUCCCUGUGGAUACAGAUUCUAUGCUUAACUACUCUUUGUUCGUUGGUUUUGCAUUGCCAUGCAUUUACUUCUCAAGACUACUCUUCAGCACUUGAGAAAUCCAUUCUGUUUUUCGAAGGACAGCGUUCGGGGAAGUUGGCCUCGAACCAAAGGCUCACAUGGAGAGGGGACUCUGGCUUGUCAGAUGGCUCUUCUUAUCACGUGGACCUUACUGGUGGUUAUUAUGAUGCUGGAGACAAUGUUAAGUUUGGACUGCCAAUGGCCUUCACCACUACAUUAUUGUCUUGGAGUGUUAUCGAGUUUGGCGAUGAAAUGCAGAACCAGAUUGGGCACGCAAGAGACGCCAUUCGCUGGGGCACGGAUUAUCUUCUCAAAGCAGCCACAUCCACACCAGGAACCUUAUAUGUCCAAGUGGGAGAUCCAAACAUGGACCACAGGUGUUGGGAGAGGCCUGAGGAUAUGGACACGCCGCGAAAUGUGUACAAGGUGACAACUCAAAAUCCAGGAUCAGAUGUAGCAGCAGAAACGGCUGCUGCACUGGCUGCAGCUUCGAUUGUGUUCAAGACCUCUGACCCUUCUUACUCAACCAAAUUGCUUCAAACAGCCAUGAAGGUGUUUGAUUUCGCAGACAAGCAUCGAGGUUCUUACAGUGAUUCUCUCAAUUCAGUUGUUUGCCCGUUUUACUGCUCCUACUCAGGAUACCAUGAUGAGCUUCUCUGGGGUGCAUCUUGGAUUCAUAGAGCCUCAGGGGACACUUCAUACUUAGAUUACAUCAAGUCAAAUGGCCAUACAAUGGGCUCAGACGAUGAUAGCUACUCCUUCAGCUGGGAUGACAAGCGACCAGGAACCAAAAUUCUCCUUUCCAAGGACUUCUUUGACAAAAAAGUUGGAGAAUUCCAACCAUUCAAAGCACAUUCAGAUAACUACAUAUGUUCUCUGAUUCCCGGCACAUCAAGUUUCCAGGCUCAGUACACACCAGGAGGACUUUUCUACAAAGGAAGUGAGAGUAAUCUUCAGUAUGUUACUACCUCAGCUUUUCUUCUCCUCACAUAUGCCAAGUACCUCAAUCUAAAUGGAGGUGUUACCACCUGUGGAGGCUCAACAAUCACAGUGGAAAAACUUGUUUCACAUGCAAAGAAACAAGUAGACUACAUAUUAGGAGAUAAUCCAGCAAAGAUGUCUUAUAUGGUGGGAUUUGGAGAAAGAUACCCUCAACAUGUUCACCACAGAGGUUCCUCUGUGCCAUCAAUCCAUUCACACCCUGCUCGCAUUGCCUGCAACGACGGCUUUCAGUACCUCUACUCUGGCUCCCCGAACCCGAAUGUCCUUGUUGGCGCUGUCCUCGGCGGCCCUGACAACCGAGACAACUUCGCUGAUAACCGGAAUAACUACCAGCAAUCUGAGCCUGCUACGUACAUUAAUGCACCUUUUGUUGGUGCUCUUGCUUACUUCUCAGCCAAAAACCAGUGCAACUAAGUUACCAAGCAUUAGCUUUAUGAGUAACAAAAAGUUACCAGAAUAGUACCACGUAGAAUGUGACAUUUAGAGUAUGUGGGCUUGAAGUGAAAUAUAUGCUGUAAUAUUUCCUCUUUCCCAAAAUUAGAAUGAAUGUUUGAAAAUUUACUA